UAUAAACACAUACAAACCAAAAAACAAGGUAAAGUGUAUUUUGGGGGUGGAAUUCUGCUCUUGGGCCUUCUGGGGACAGUGCCAGCCCACAUCGCUCCUUCCAUCAUCUCCCACCCCCACAGCCUCCUCCCUACCCACUGUAGCAAAGGAGUCAACUAAUCAUUAAGGUCAUGUCCGGGGAGACUAACGCACCAGGCCCCUGGGAGGCGUGGGAGCACACUUGGCUCUUGCCGCCCUGGUCGCGCUCAGACCCAGAGCCCGCGUCCAAGAGCUCUCGCGCCAGGUCCAGCCUUCGGGCGGCGUGCUCUCCGCCCGACAGGAGGCGCUGUGGGCCGGCAGCUCUGCCCGCCGAGCCCUCCGGCGCCGGAGGCGGGGGCCGCCGCCGCUUCUGUCCGUGCCGAAAGUGUCGUCCCUCGGUCUGGGCGCCGCCAUGGCGGCGGCGGCAGCCGAGGUGCGUGUGUUCGUGGAGGUUCGCAGGCGGCUGCGGAGCGCGCUGCUGAUCCUGGGAGAGCCGAAAGCGGGAGGUAUGCCCAUGGAUAUCUCUGUGAUGCCGUCCUCACUGCAGGUGAAAACCCCUGAGGGCUGCACAGAGACCCGGCUUCCAGCAGAGGUCAGGCUUGCCCCUUCCACCUGCCGGGGGCUGCGGUAUGUGGCCGGGGAUGGGCUGCACCUCAGGCUGCAGGCUCAGGCAGGACUCUGCACAGAACUGAUUUCAGUGUUUAAUCGAAGUUUACAAUCCCAAGAAUGCUGCACAUUUUAUUGUCUGUCAGUCCUGUGGAGAAGUCAUAAUAAGAGACAGGAAUAAAUUCAUCUCGGAUUUGAAUUACAUCAGUUGCCAGACUUUGAAGCAAGGCUUUUGAUUUUCACUCCACCUGAGAGGUUUCCUGAGGUCUCUGGACAGGCCUCCCCAUUCUGCGUACACCAGCUGAGCUAGGUAUCAGCCCAGAAGCUCGUGAGGGCAUUGAAACUCUAGAAGGAAAUGAGCAGAAUGGACUUUCUGGAAACAUAGGACAUGUCAGAAUAUAUCCACUUGACAGACCAGCUGUAAUUAUAGUCUCUGGAAGUAACUAUUCCCCUGAAUAUAAUCUUUUCUGUGAAAGAGAACAAAGAGGUGAAAAAGUGUAAGGAUUGUUGGCAACACUGUACAAACUUUUGGAAUAAAAUUAUUGUACUUUUAUGGGUCUAAUGAUACUAUGUACACAAUGUUAAUAAAAUGCAAAGCCAAGUUCAUAGGAUUUGUAGCUCACCAGUUGGAUAAUGUCAGCUCAAUUUAUCUAAAUUCCAGCAGCCAUAUUUUGAGCUAUAGAUAUUUGAUAUCCUUAAAAUUCUUAAUGUCCAGUAGGUUAUUAUCCAAUCUAUAAAAAAUUAAUGUUAUUAUCACUAUUUUCAAUAAUUGAUUUUAAAGUUAAGGGGCAUUUCAUUUUCUUAUCUCUACCUUUAAGUUUUAAAUAAGCAUCAUUAAUAGCACUGAUUAAAAUUGCAUUUUACAUUAUUUUUCUCAAAAGCUUAUGCUUAACAUGCAUUAAAAAUAAUUAGCAAAUUUCAAUUUAUUAUAAACAUAUGUUGCUGUCUAUCAUAGAAUCCUAAGCUGAAAGAAAAUUCAAGAAAUCAUUUGACUCUUUUUUAUGAACUUUUUACCUAAAAACUACCUUGUAAAAAAUGUUUUCUAUUUUGAAAGCUCUCUUGGGAAGUAGAUUAUAUCAAAGUUUUAGCAUUUUCAGUAGUUACUUUCAGUAGAGCUGUGAUUAAAAUAAUCUUUUGUUCUUAAA
Messenger RNA from Manis pentadactyla (Chinese pangolin), 1769 nucleotides. Its product is annotated as E3 ubiquitin-protein ligase E3D-like. NCBI's taxonomy places the organism in Eukaryota, Metazoa, Chordata, Mammalia, Pholidota, Manidae. The coding region runs from base 431 to 805 and encodes 124 amino acids. The transcript is spliced from 4 exons. Gene Ontology annotation, biological process: proteasome-mediated ubiquitin-dependent protein catabolic process; protein polyubiquitination; protein monoubiquitination. Gene Ontology annotation, molecular function: ubiquitin conjugating enzyme binding; ubiquitin protein ligase activity; cyclin binding. The record is from RefSeq and is a predicted model, not a curated record. Gene Ontology annotation, cellular component: cytosol; nucleus; ubiquitin ligase complex.